AUGCCGCACGUGUUAUUGAACGAGAUAACAAAACUAUCGAUGCUGCGCACUUUGGAGAGCGGACGAUACUUGAGCAUGGCUUUUCGCUCGUGGGAUCUGUACGAAUUUCCGCUGUUACAGCAUACAACCAAGCAUUCAUGGGCCAUCAAGACCGCUACUCAGCUGGAGAAGCUGCGAUAUGUCAUCUUCACUUUGCAAACAGGCCGAAAGAACAUCAUCACAGCCAAGGACACGAGCCGAUUCGACGACUGCAACUUGAUCAACGUGAAACUCUAUCUGAACUCAGAAUGUUAUCCGUACGAUGAUAUGAAUCUGGAUUUCGAAAAAAACAGAUGGUCUGUGUUGUACGAAACGUACGCGCGUUUCUGCAAAAACUACUACGGAUACGAGUAUCUCGAGCCAAGUCUUACCCUCACGUCUUUUCUACGUUACGGUCCAUUCGUAAUCAUCGAUUGUUCUCGACAAAACGAAUCAGUCAAGAGCACAACCGUGGAUGUGAGAUUGGAAUUUGAGACUAAGGAGAAC
This is a messenger RNA of Pogonomyrmex barbatus (red harvester ant), 525 nucleotides long. RefSeq lists its product as uncharacterized. Lineage: Eukaryota; Metazoa; Arthropoda; Insecta; Hymenoptera; Formicidae. The record is from RefSeq and is a predicted model, not a curated record.